Molecule: messenger RNA, 2085 nt
Organism: Phlebotomus argentipes
Lineage: Eukaryota; Metazoa; Arthropoda; Insecta; Diptera; Psychodidae
Gene: HBS1
Product: protein HBS1
Exons: 5
Coding region: 64-2082 (672 amino acids)
Biological process (GO): translation
Molecular function (GO): GTPase activity; GTP binding
Source: RefSeq, a predicted model, not a curated record
UGUAAACUAGAAUCAAAAAUAGUUGUGAAUUUGGUUAGAGAGGCAAAAAAAGCCGUAGAUAAAAUGUCACGUCACAGGAAUGUCAGGUCAAUGGACUACAAGGAAGAAUACGAUGGCUAUGAUGAUGUGUUUGGCCACUCGGUGGACGACGAGGGGUGCAUCUCGCCCACGGACGCUCAGCAGUGGAUCUACGAUCGCGCUCGCGGUCAGCAGAGCAUCGUGAACUUCAUGGCAUCAAACAGGGACAUUCAGGAGGAGGACGAGGGCCGCGAUGACGAGGAGCACGAGAAGGAGCGCAGAGACUCGGAGAGUUAUCAGCUUCCGGAGUUGCCAGAGGAGGAAUUGGCGCGCCUGCUGUCGUGCAUGGACGAGAUCCGGAGCAUUGUGGGAGAUUCUGUGUCGGAGAAGCGCCUCGUGGAGACGAUAAUGCACUUUCAGUACGACAUGACGCGCGCUCUGGACAGCAUUCUCAAUCCGGCACCACAGACAGCGGCGACGGCCUCGGCGAAGGCGCCCGACAAGGAGGCGAGCAGCGCCAUGGAGAAAGGCGUGGGUCCGAGAUUGCUGGAGAAGUUCACGAAGCCCUUGGCGGCCCCAACGGUCACCGUCACUCCCACAACGGACAGGACGAAUGUGAAGCGAGGUUUCGAGGUGAACUCACCGAAUAUCCAGUCGCCGGUGAUGUCCGGACGCAACACGCCGGAGAUUGGGGAUGAAGGCAGGACGCCGAGUCGUGCUGGUGCCAAAGAGAGUCAGCGCAAUGCCCAGGAGAUGUACCAGAAGGAGCGCAAGUCGGGCAAGAGUCACAUUCAUAUGGUGGUGAUUGGACAUGUGGACGCCGGCAAGAGUACGCUGAUGGGACAUCUGCUCUUCGAUCUGGGCAACGUGCCGCAGCGCGUGAUGCACAAGUAUGAGCAGGAGAGCAAGAAGAUCGGCAAGUCCAGCUUCAUGUACGCCUGGGUGUUGGACGAGACGGGAGAGGAGAGAACCAGAGGCAUCACGAUGGACGUUGGGAGCUCGAGAUUUGAGACGGACAAUAAGAUUGUGACACUCUUGGAUGCUCCUGGCCACAAAGACUUCAUUCCCAACAUGAUUUCCGGGGCGACGCAGGCGGAUGUGGCGCUGCUGGUGGUGGACGCCACGACUGGAGAGUUCGAGACGGGCUUCGAAUCUGGCGGUCAGACGCGAGAGCAUGCACUCCUCGUGAGAUCUCUGGGCGUGAGUCAGCUGGGAGUGGUUGUGAACAAGCUGGACACGGCGAAUUGGUCGCAGGAGCGCUUCGAUGAGAUUGUCGGCAAGUUGCGCGUGUUCCUCAAGCAGGCGGGCUUCAAGGAGAGCGACAUCACGUACAUCCCCUGCUCAGGACUCACGGGGGAGAAUCUUGUGAAGGCGCCUGCGGACGAGAAGCUCCUCAGUUGGUACUCUGGACCAACUCUUGUCAAUGUUAUCGACAACUUCAGGACUCCCGAGCGGUCGGUGGAGAAGCCCUUCCGGUUGUCGGUGAAUGACAUUUUCAAGGGCACCGGCUCAGGACUGUGCAUUUCGGGACGUAUCGAAACGGGCGUAGUUUGCCUCAAUGACAAGGUCCUCGUGUGUCCGUCGCGAGAGCAGGUGCAAGUGAAGGGGAUUCAGAUAGACGAAAUCUCCCACAAUUCAGCCUUCGCUGGGGACCAAGUGAGCAUCUCUCUGUCCGGUGCGGACAUAUCAAACAUCUCGGUGGGCCACAUUCUCAGCGACAUGGCGAAUCCUGUGCCCGUGGCCACGAGAAUCCGCGCCAGAAUUGUGGUGUUCAACGUGCGCGUGCCGAUUACCAUUGGCUUUCCCGUGCUGCUGCACCAUCAAUCGUCCAUCGAGCCUGCCAGCAUCGUGAAGCUGAAGGCGCAGCUGCACAAAGGCUCAGGCGAGGUGAUCAAGAAGAAUCCCCGCUGCCUGGGCAACAACUCGUGCGCCCUCGUCGAGAUCGAGACAAUAAAGGCCAUCUGCGUGGAGAAAUACUCGGACUUCAAGGAGCUUGGCAGGAUCAUGCUUCGCGUGGGCGGAGUCACCAUCGCUGCUGGUCUCAUUACCGAAAUCGUUAAAUAAAUU